CAAUAAGUAUUGGAAAUUUCCUACCAUGCCGAAAGCUAGAAAGAAUGCACGAAGCCAAUCACACCAUUCGAUAUCCUCCGCUAAACCGUAUUCGGCAUCUACAGAUCGGAUAAGGAGAGACGACAAUUUAAAAACAGCCUCAACCAAUCUUAUCACUCCGAAUACUUCUAUCGGUCAGCACUUUUUGAAAAAUCCCGCUGUUGUGACUGCAAUUAUCCAAAAAUCGGCUAUCAAACCCACCGAUGUAGUCCUCGAAAUUGGUCCCGGUACGGGAAAUAUGACGGUCCCGCUAUUGCAAAAAGCAAAAACAGUCGUAGCUCUAGAAUACGAUUCGAGGAUGGUUAGGGAGGUCCUAAAACGUGUUCAAAAUACUACAGAAGAAAGAAAACUCAAGGUGAUCCAGGGUGAUGCCAUUCAGACGAAAUGGCCAUUUUUUGAUUUGUGCGUUGCCAACAUCCCCUAUCAAAUUUCGAGUGCUAUUGUGUUCAAACUUCUCGCCCACCGCCCCAUGUUCCGGUGCGCAGUACUCAUGGUUCAAGAAGAAUUCGCACUGCGUUUGUCGGCACGACCAGGCGAGGCACUCUAUUGCCGUCUUUCCGUGAACUGUCAGCUGCUUGCCAAAGUUGAUCAACUGAUGAAAGUGGGAAGAAAUAACUUCCGACCGCCACCCAAGGUCGAGUCCAGAGUGGUCAGGAUAGAGUUGAAGAAUCCACCACCGCCAGUGAACUUUGUCGAAUGGGAUGGAAUGGUACGGCUACUUUUCAACAGGAAAAAUAAAACCCUGCGUUCGGUUCUCAACACGAAGGCUACACUUAAAUUGUUGGAAGAAAAUCGAAAAACAUUGCAAAGCCUCAAAAAAACCCAGAGGAAGUCUGGCGGGGCUGAUGCGAUGAGCGACGACGAAGGGGAGAACGAAUCUGUCAAGGAUAUCUUAGAACGCAUCUUGUCAAAACCCGAAUAUAAGGACAAGCGAGCGCGCCAACUUGAUCUCGAUGACUUUCUACAGUUAUUGUCAGACUUUCACGAUGAGGGAGUCUACUUUACUUCGUAGGCGAGUUCUGAAUCGAUACAGCUGCUAACGAGAAUGAAACUGUCAACAUCAG
Pseudo-nitzschia multistriata is the source of this 1103-nucleotide messenger RNA. NCBI's taxonomy places the organism in Eukaryota, Bacillariophyta, Bacillariophyceae, Bacillariales, Bacillariaceae. The record is from the annotation of a GenBank genome assembly.